GGAGGGUCGCGGUGGAAGGGCGUGGCGUGCAAGGGCGGGGCUCCUCCCGGCGCGAGAACGGGAGACAACGGGACAGAAACGGGCAUCAAUAGAACCGACGGUCGGUUCAUUUAUCUCAUUGAAUCUCCGGGUUUUUAACCAGCGAUCUCAGGAGCCACCAUGCCAGGGAAACUCAACGCAGACGAGAUGGAGGAGCUCAGAGAGGCCUUCAAGAAAGUCGAUGUGAAUGAAAAUGGGUUUAUCUGCGACAGAGAGCUCACGGCGCUCUUCAAAGAGGCCAACUUGGCCCUCCCUGGAUUCAGGAUCAGGGAGAUCGUCCAGGAGAUGGACAGGGACAAAGACAACCAACUGAACUUUGAAGAAUUCAUAGCUAUCUUCACCGAGCUGAAGGACGACCAGGUAGCCAAGACCUUUAGGAAGGCCAUCAACAAGAAGGAGGGCAUCCUGGCCAUCGGGGGCACCAGCGAGCAGUCCAGCACGGGAACGCAGCAUUCGUACUCUCAUGAAGAGUGCUUUGCCUUCACCAACUGGAUCAACUCGGCGCUGGAAGACGACCCCGACUGUGCCCACAUCAUCCCCAUCAACCCCAACACCAACGCCCUGUUCCAAGCAGUGGGCGACGGCAUAGUGCUGUGUAAAAUGAUCAACCUUUCAGUUCCGGACACCAUUGAUGAGAGAACCAUCAACAAAAAGAAGCUCACUGCAUUCACCACACAGGAGAACCUGAACCUGGCUCUGAACUCGGCCUCGGCUAUCGGCUGCCACGUGGUGAACAUCGGAGCCCAGGACCUGAGGGAGGGCAAGCCUCACCUGGUGCUGGGUCUCCUGUGGCAGAUCAUCAAGAUCGGGCUGUUCCUGGACAUAGAGCUGAGUCGCAACGAAGCGCUGGCCGCGCUGCUCCGGGACGGCGAGAGCCUGGAGGACCUGAUGAAGCUCAGCCCGGAGGAGCUGCUCCUCCGCUGGGCCAACUUCCACCUGAACAACGCCGGCAUCGAGCCCAUCAGCAACCUGCAGUCAGACAUCAAGAUAGGGGACUUCUCAAACUCAGUGAAGGACUCCAGGGCGUACUUCCACCUCUUGCAGCAGAUCGCUCCAAACGGCAGCAAAGAGGACGUGCCGCAGAUCAGCAUCGACAUGAGCGGUCUGAGCGACAUGGACCACAUGCGGAGGGCGGAGGCCAUGCUGCAGCAGGCCGACCGUCUGGGCUGCCGGCAGUUCGUCACCCCCAGUGACGUCGUCAACGGCAACAGCAAGCUCAACCUCGCCUUCGUAGCCAACCUGUUCAACAAGCAUCCGUCACUCACCAGGCCAGCCAACCAGGAGUGGACCCUGGAGUGUGAGACACGAGAGGAGAGGACAUUCUGCAACUGGAUGAAUUCUCUGGGAGUCACACCUCACGUCCACCAUAUCUACGGUGACCUGAUGGACGCCCUGGUCAUCCUCCAGCUGUAUGAGAAGAUCAAGGUGGAGGUGGACUGGGACCACAGAGUCAAUAGGCCCCCGUACCCCAAGAUAGGAGCCAUCAUGAAGAAGCUGGAGAAUUGUAAUUACGCAGUGGAGUUGGGAAAGUCCUCGGCUGGCUUCUCCCUGGUCGGUAUCGGAGGUCAGGACCUGAAUGAAGGAAACCCAACCCUGACCCUGGCCCUGGUCUGGCAGUUAAUGAGGAGGUACACUCUGAACGUGCUGGAGGACCUCGGAGACGGAGAAGCGGCCGGAGAUGAACUGAUCGUCAAUUGGGUGAACAAGACGCUGAAGAACGCCGGGAAGACCACGUCCCUGCGCAGCUUCAAGGACAAGAGCAUCAGCGACAGCAGUCCAGUUCUGGAUCUGAUCGACUCCAUUCAGCCCAACAGUGUGAACUUUGACCUGGUUAAAACGGGCAGCCUCGCAGACGAGGACAAGCUGAGCAACGCUAAGUACGCGGUUUCCAUGGCGAGGAAGAUUGGCGCCCGAGUGUACGCCCUCCCAGAGGACCUGGUGGAGGUGAACCCCAAGAUGGUGAUGACCAUGUUCGCCUGCCUGAUGGGGAGGGGCAUGAAGAGGGCGUAAUAGACACUCAUACACCCACACAGACACACAAAGACACACACACACACACACACGCACACACACCCCGAUUGUUUUGUCCUUGGGGGGGGGGGGGCUGGUUAUGCAGAGCGGGUGGGGUGGGGGUGGGGGGGGGGGGGGGGCUUCUCAGCGUCCACCCAGCGUUCAUAGAUCCAGCUCUCCACCGACUCCACUCCUCUCUGACCACAUGACACAUUUGAAUCAAUCCUCAGUAGACCCUUCACAGAGGCGUUGGCGUCAGACAAACCCACUAACCAUGGGUCGGCUCCGUUUUAUGCACCAAGCGCCCACGCUUGCGGAGAUUAGUCUACUACGUCACUAACUAGUCUCCAACGUUUGAUCAGGAGACGGGCAGGGCUAUCGCAGUCGUUACUUCACAGUCUUAGCAUCGAGCGCUCGCUUCCAAUUUAAAAACGAACGUGUGGUUCGAUUAUACAUCUUGGGACUGUUUCAGUGUCACUCGUUGAAGAGCAACUCAUGUACUACUUCUGAUAAGAGCUGGGUCUGUAAAAGGCGACAGCUUGGCAUGUUAUAUUUGGCGCCACACUUUAUGCUGCCUCAAGCUCAGAAAUCCAUAGCAAUAGCAUAAUCUGCGGAGGGUCGUAUCUCAGGCUGACCAUGAUUUGGGGAGAGGGAUGCGCUGACGUUUUAUCUAUGGGGAGGUCACCACCGGCUUUCACUUCUCCACGCCUCACUUCCUGAAGUCUCCACCAGCCCACAUACAGCAUGUCGGUGUUGCCUCUAUGGUCCUCAUGUCCCAUGAAGACCAUGAGUCAGCCCAAUCCUACAGAAUGUAUCUCUGGGUUACGGGAGCAUUUAAUGGAGCCAAGCCAUGGAUUAACGUGCGCAUAACACCUGUGGCCUAAGCCAGUUUCCAGACUGGAGCUAUUCUGACCAAAGCUGAGAUGAUACGAUUGUACAGGUUUUUAUUUUCAACUUGACACAUUUUUCUUUUCUUUUUUUAUGUACAAACACAUUCAAUUAAUAACCUUGAAAACAACACACAAAAAAACACUGUUACAUCUGCUUUUUAAUGAUUUCCAAAGAGCUUUUGUAUGAAUCCAGCCAGAUAAGUAGUGUUGCCUUAAACUGUGUUUAAAAUGUCAUCAUCACCAUCUUUAAUUAACCGAUCAGAAUUCUUCUGUAAUCAGGGAACAUCUUUUUUUGUUUUCAUUCAUUGCAAACUGCAAUAAUUAACAUUAGCACUUUCAGAAUACCAUUAAUUUGCUGCCAAAACAUGUGGCCAAUCAGCAUUCUCAACUGUUCAUUAUGAUUUGACUAUUGAGUCUUAUUCUUUGUGGGUUCCAAUUACAAAAAUGGGAUUUUACUAAUACCAAGUCUAAACUUGAGUUAAUAAAUGUCUUGCAACUGGAGAUGUAUCAAUAGACAUGUUAAGAAAUAUAAUACAGAUGUAAAAACGCA
Gadus macrocephalus (Pacific cod) is the source of this 3489-nucleotide messenger RNA. Its product is annotated as plastin-3-like. The record is from RefSeq and is a predicted model, not a curated record. Gene Ontology annotation, molecular function: actin filament binding; calcium ion binding. Gene Ontology annotation, cellular component: actin filament; cytoplasm; actin filament bundle. Gene Ontology annotation, biological process: actin filament network formation; actin filament bundle assembly. The coding region runs from base 160 to 2049 and encodes 629 amino acids. The transcript has 17 exons. Lineage: Eukaryota; Metazoa; Chordata; Actinopteri; Gadiformes; Gadidae.